Molecule: messenger RNA, 2180 nt
Organism: Neofelis nebulosa (Clouded leopard)
Lineage: Eukaryota; Metazoa; Chordata; Mammalia; Carnivora; Felidae
Product: phospholipase A and acyltransferase 4-like
Exons: 2
Coding region: 662-1111 (149 amino acids)
Biological process (GO): N-acylphosphatidylethanolamine metabolic process
Cellular component (GO): cytoplasm
Molecular function (GO): glycerophospholipid phospholipase A1 activity; A2-type glycerophospholipase activity
Source: RefSeq, a predicted model, not a curated record
UAAAUAAAUAAAUAAAAACCCCAAAAAAACAUAACGAGAGGAACUGAGAAAAGAGCUUAACCGGGGAAACCUGAGUUGGUUUCUUCCUGAGCAGCGCUUGAACAUGCCCGUCCUGUUUGAGUAAUCGAGCGGGGUCCCAUGGGUCCGGGAGCAGGGAAGGCAAGCAGAAUGCACGUUCCAAGGACAGGGAGGGAGUGGGGAGCCUCUGACCGCUGCCGUCCAGGUCACAGGUCAGCGGUGGUCAUAUCCUCUGGAUGACCUGGCCCGACACCAAUAUUGGUUGUCAAAUGGAGAUCAUCACCUUAAAAGUUAAAAAGGAGAGUAGUAAGUAAUAUCUGAAAAGUCGCACAGUAUGUGCCUCGCAGUGGGUGCUAAGAUAAACUUGAUCUCUUUCAGAAAUGUACAAGGGCGCAAAGAUGAAUUAUAAACAUUUGACUAUCAUUGUCUAUAAUGGCGAGAUUUUUGAACAACCUCAAUGCUCAGCAACCAGGGCUUGGUCAGAUAGCCGAUAUAUAUCCGUGUAAUGGGAUACGAUGACAUUGGCACAAGCAGCCGUGACAUUCAGGGUCUUGAAAAAAACACCCACAGCUUGUGAAGUAAAAAGAACCAAAUCUGUGGCCCCUCCGGUCCCAUCUGUGAAAAGACAAACACCAACACCUCGAUGGGGUGCUCCCCUCGGCCUUCUUCCUUGCCCCGCCCCUUCUCUGCCUCCGUCUUGGCUUCCCCAGCGGCUCCCCGUGACGUGUCUCCGACUCCAGGUAACCUCCUGGGGGCCAGCUUCUCCAUCAUCUGCUCCGUUCUGAGCAGCAAGGCAGUGGUGAGACUAGAGCUCCUGCGGGACGUGGUGGGGCACUGCCGCUAUAGGGUCAACAACCACUUGGACCACAAGUACAAACCACGGCCUGUGAACGUGAUCAUCUAUUCUGCGAAGAAGAAGAUUGGUGAGGAGAUGGAGUACAGGCUUCUGGGCAAGAACUGUGAGCAUUUUGUCACCGAUCUGAGAUACGGUGUGCCCCACAGCAGGCAGGUGGAACAUACCCUGAUUGGAGGAGGGGUGUCCCUGGGACUCGGCAUUCUAGGCAUGAUUGGCUACUCACUUGUGAAGACAUGAUCCCAAAAGCAAUGACAGCCCGAAGGAGCCCCAAAUCCUUCAGCUGCAGAGACCAGUGGAGACACCCCAUGGCUCCUCUGUCUACCGGACCCUCAACCUCCAGCAACCUGUCGUUCUGUCUCUCCCUCUCCCUCUCUCACUGGCUGAAGGAUGGGCUAAUUGUGCCAAGACCAACGAAUCAAGUAAAUGUAUCUUCAAGAAGGACUUCCACUAUAUUUUUGCAGACUUCUGAACCAGAAAGGAAGGAAGGAACAUUACUUCGACACCUGUUGGGUUCUCCCCGCAAUUUCUAGCUAAGUGACCUUGAGAAAAUCUCUGGAAUCCCAGAGCUUCAGUCCCCCUUCUCUGGGAUGGGGAUAAGGAUUACAUAAGGGAAGGUGAUGUGGAGAAGACUCCUGAUGUCUGGUAACCAGCAGAUAUUCAACGGGUGGUCUACAUCACUCCAUGGAGACUCUACAUCGCUCCAUGGAGACUCACCAUUGUUGUCACGAGACAUCAUUCAUUUUACUGUCUGGGUGCAAAAGUGCCCCAACAACUCAGUUAUGUCCUGGCACAGCCACACCACCUGGUGCGUAAACAUUUCCCAACACCUUUCCGAGUACCUUCUUCAUCCAGCCUUCCUUUCAGUUUUCCUUUUCAACUCCAGGGCCUAGUCUUCACCCACCUGGGACUGCCAGACGGAAGUAUGUUAACUUUCCAUGCCGACGUUGCCAUGGCUCAAGCUGCCCGUGGGUUGAAUGGUGAAAAUUCGCCACCUCAAUCUUUAGGGCAGUGAAACUCUGAAUGAGACCAUAGCGACGGGUACAUAUCAUUACACGUUCGUCCAAACCCAUAGAAUGCACAACACCAAGGGUGAACCCAAAGGUAAAGUCUGGAUUUGGAGGGAUUGCAGUGUGUCAAUGCCGUUCGUCCGUUGUAACCCACACGGGUCCUCUGGGGAGGGAUGUUGAUGGUGGGAGAGGCUGUGCCUGAGGGAGAACAAGGGGUGUAUGGGAAAUCUUUACCUUAUUCUCAAUCUUGCCGUGAAUCUAAAAAGUCUCUAAAAAAUAAACUCUCUAAAAAAAAAAAA